Molecule: messenger RNA, 1577 nt
Organism: Etheostoma cragini (Arkansas darter)
Lineage: Eukaryota; Metazoa; Chordata; Actinopteri; Perciformes; Percidae
Gene: pex19
Product: peroxisomal biogenesis factor 19
Exons: 8
Coding region: 45-926 (293 amino acids)
Biological process (GO): protein import into peroxisome membrane
Cellular component (GO): peroxisomal membrane; peroxisome
Source: RefSeq, a predicted model, not a curated record
GCAGUGACAGGGUGUUUGGCGGAGCUUGGAGAAGGUAACAUAUCAUGAUGGCGUCGGGAACAGGAGAGCCUUCCCCCGGACACGAUGCCGAACUGGACGAAUUAUUGGACAGUGCGUUGGAUGACUUUGACAGGACCCCGGCGCCUCUAGCCCCUGAACCUGCUGCUGCUUCCUCUUCAGCCAACAGUGGUGCAGAGAAGCCACCCCUGCUUGAAGACUGCAAACUGUUUGAGACUCUUUUCGAGGGGGACAUGGCUACCCAAGCCAAGGAGGAGUGGGAGAAGGCCAUGACGGAGCUGGCCCAUGAGGAGCCAGAACUACUGCAGCACUUCCAUAAACUGUCAGAGGCUGCAGGCAAAGUUGGCACUGACACUGAGUCACAACAAGAAUUCACUUCCUGUCUUAAAGAAACCCUUCGUGGCCUGGCCAAAAAUGCAGACAACCUGCAGUCCUCUGGACUAGCCGGGGACGACCUCGUCAAGGCUCUAGAAGGCCUGGGAUUGGACGAGGGUGGCGAAGGAGGCGGUGAGGAGGGAAACAUCCUUCCCAUCAUGCAGUCCAUCAUGCAGAAUCUCCUCUCUAAGGAAGUGCUUUAUCCAUCUCUCAAAGAGAUCACUGCUAAGUACCCAGAAUGGUUGGAUGCCAAUAAGCCAAGCCUCAGCCCAGAUGACUACCAGCGCUACGAACAGCAGGCCAACAUCAUGGGAGAGAUCUGUAGGCACUUUGAGAGGGAGGAACAGGGGGCCGCAGAUAAAGAAGGCAUGUUCGAGAGCAUCAUGGAACUGAUGCAAAAGCUGCAAGACCUGGGCCAACCACCCAAAGAGCUAGCAGGAGACGCGCCUCCGGGCUUUAACUUUGACAUGGAGUCCCUCAAUCUCCCAGGAGGCCCUGGGGCUGGGACAGCAGAGCAGUGCUCCAUCAUGUGAUGAGGGAGACGUGAGGUUCAUCAGAAGCACUGGAGCCAGAGGGUCACUCUGUGUGCGUCAGCGGCAGGCGGGGAGUAAAGGAGUGGGGAGCAAAGGUCAGGCGGGAGUGUGACCAUGCGCGUCAACGCUGUUCUCACUCAAGUAGAAGGUGUGUGGAUACAGAAACAACAGGACGAGGCACCCAAACCAACAAAAAGCACACACACCUAACCCACUCUCUACUGUCUAAAAUUACUGAAUGUACAACUGAGAACAUUUUAAUAUCUCUGCAUUAGGUUGUCAGCGGUUGCCGCAGAUCCUUCACGGUUUAGUUUUAACAACAUUUCUUUUAAAAACAACACUGCGGUUCUUCCUGUUGUUUUUUCAAUACUGUUUAGCCUCAUGGUAAAAUCCACGGAAGCACUUCACGGGUAUAAACAGUGCCUUUGCAAAAUUACUUUAAGUUGUUAUUUUAGGUUUUAAUAUGUUGAAUUCAUUCAGCUAAGCACUUCAGAUUAUAAUUUUCAAAUGGUGUGACUAUGCAGUGUCACAAUAUCCCAUGUUUACACCUAGUUAGUGGAAAUGAUUUGGUACAUAAUUAAACGCCCACCUCUGUUUCUGUACAGGUUGAAGAGGAUGUGACUUAACAAGUUAUUAACAAAGGAAACUGGG